UCAGUGAUUAUACUCCACGCAUUUAUAUUGGACAACGGCUCUGUCCAUCAAAUACGAUAUGAGUGUUUUUCAGUAUGAGCUAAAAAAAUAGGUUCUGGAAAAAUGUCUACAGUGCCUGAUGGCAAGAAAUUGGUCCGAAGCCCAAGUGGACUUCGAAUGGUCCCGGAGAAUGGAGCGUUUAACAGCCCUUUUUCGUUAAAUGAACCCCAGUGGGUCCCGGACAAAGAGUGCCCAAGCUGUAUGCAGUGUGACAAAAAAUAUGACUUCCUUACAAGAAAGCACCACUGUCGGCGGUGUGGCCGGUGUUUCUGUGAUAAGUGCUGCAGUAAAAAGGUGGCUCUGCCCAGGAUGUGCUUCGUCGACCCAGUCCGGCAGUGUGGCGAGUGCAGCCUGGUCUCCCAGAAGGAAAUGGACUUCUAUGACAAACAGCUCAAAGUGCUUAUGGGAGGUGGUUCUUUUAUUGUCACUUUUGGCACCUCAAAGACGUCUGAGACCAUGAUGUGUCGUCUCUCCAACAACCACAGGUAUCUUUUCUUUGAUGGGGAGAGCCAUUUUGAGGUGGAACUGUCUCGGAUCUCCAGUAUGCAGGUGUUGACGGAGGAGUCCACUCCUGAAGAGAAUGACAUUCACACUUACACAAGUCUGCGGGACAGUCAGUAUAUCUCUGAAGGGGGAAACUCCAGGGCCAGUGGCAUGUUGCUCCAUUACAAACCCACUGGCUCUCAGGACCCCCAGCAGUUACGCAUGGAGGCAGCAGACGACAAGAAGACUGCCUCCUCAUGGCUGGCUGCUAUGCACAAGGCUGCCAAACUGCUGUAUGAAGCUCGGGACCGGUGACUCAUUGCUAAGAUGCCCAGAGCCUGAGAGUGAUGGCACAGACCAAGUGUUUUCUUUCCUACCCUUCCGUCUCACAUUCUCUAAAUGCUGACAGUUCAAUGGAUUGUGACUGAAAUGCACUAUUUGGCCAACCACCCAUCUAAUGCUGCUAUUCUUAAUUCUAUCAAAUACAUAAGCCAUUUGGCAUAACCAUUUCCCUUCACGUAACGCUUUUAAGGUAAUUUGUUAUGUGAUCUGUGACAUAGUUCAAGUUAAGUUUCUUUGUACAUGCUGUCUAUACUCUACUUUCAGUGCUGGCAGAUUUGGAUCCUUAUCCCUUCCUUAGGGAUCCACAGAUUAUUCACUGAUUCUAGUGGUAUAUACACACACACACGUAUGUGGACACCCCUUCAAAUAAGAGGAUUCGGCUAUUACAUCCAAAUCCAUUGCUGACAGGUGUAUAAAAUCGAGCGCACAGCCAUACAAUCUCCAUAGACAAACAUUGGCAGUAGAAUGGCCUUACUAAAGAGCCCGGUGACUUUCAACGUGGCACCGUCAUAGGAUUGCCACCUUUCCAACAAGUCAGUUCGUCAAAUUUCUGUCCUGCUAGAGCGGCCCCAGUCAACUGUAAGUGCUCUUGUGAAACGUCUAGGAGCAACAACGGCUCAACCGCAAAGUGGUAGGCCACACAAGCUCACAGAACUGGACCGCUGAGUGCUGAAGCGCAUAAAAAUCAUCUGUCCUCGGUUUCAACAUUCACUAUCGAGUUCCAAACUGCCUCUGGAAGCAACGUCAGCACAAGAACUGUUUGUCGGGAGCUUCAUGAAAUGGGUUUCCGUACAGAUCACCAUGCGCAAUGCCAAGCGUUGGCUGGAGUGGUGUAAAGCUUGCUACCAUUGAACUCUGGAGCAGUGGAAAGCGUUCUCUGGAAUGAUGAAUCACGCUUCACCAUCUGGCAGUCCGUUGGAUGAAUCUGGGUUUGGCAAAUGCCAGGAGAACUCUUACCGUCCCCAAUGCAUAGUGCCAACUGUGAAGUUUGGUUGAGGAGGAAUAAUGGUCUGGGGCUGUUUUUCAUGGUUCGGGCUAGGCCCCUUAGUUCCAGUGAAGGGAAAUCUUAACACUACAGCAUACAAUGACAUUCUAAACUAUUCUGUGCUUCUGACUUUGUGGCAACAGUUUGGGGAAUGUCCUUUCCUGUUUCAGCAUGACAAUGCCCUCAUGCACAAAGCGAGGUCCAUACAGAAAUGGUUUGUUGAGAUCGGUGUGGAAGAACUUGACUGACCUGCAGAGAGCCCUGACCUCAACCCCAUCGAACACCUUUGGGAUGAAUUGGAACGCCAACUGCGAGCCAGGCCUAAUCGCCGAACAUCAGUGCCUGACAUCACUACUGCUUGUGGCUAAAUGGAAGCGAGUUCCCGCAGCAAUGUUCCAACAUCUAGUUGAAAGCCUUCCCAGAAGAGUAGAGGCUGUUAUAGAAGCAAAGGGGGGACCAACUCCAUAUUAAUGCCUGAUUUUGGAAUGAGAUGUUCGACGAGCAGGUUUCCACGUGUGUGUGUGUGUGUGUGUGUGUGUGUGUGUGUGUGUAUACACACACAGUUUAUUAAAUUCUUUAAAUGUAGUCCCAUACAUAGAAUUUUUGUAUAAACUAUUUUGUUAAAUAUUCCUAUUUUAACACAAUGCGGUGUAUGUACUUUUUACAGCUAAAAUAUUUAGUAUAGUUUUUGUAGCAGUUGUAUAAAAAAAGUUUAUUCCUACACUACAAGAUGACUUAAACAUUUUGUUUUCAUGUUGGGUUGGUUUACUUUUAUUAAAUUAAUUGCACAGCCACAACACCAACAGUCUAACCCUUAAUCUAAGGGUACAAUAUGCUGUUUAAUGUUACACUUUUACUCUUCUGUUUUGUUGGCUUAUAUCUAACGUAUUAUGCUUCACAUACCAAAUAAAAUACUGUAAUGACCUGACUAGAACAUAAAGGAACAAUUGUCCAGACAGAGGUUUGAGUUUACGAAUUGACGGUUUAUUAACCCUACUAAUAUUUUUGACCAAAUAUUAUUUGUAUUAUCAAACCAGAGAAUUGUGGACAUUUAGCCGGAAUCUAGAAGGUUGCUGAUAUUCCUUUUUUAAUUUUUUUAUCAGGACUGCUCCCAAGUAGGCUGCACAUAGUUCACAAGAAUGUUGUCUAAUGCCCGUUGUCCACCAAAUAAAUGCAUAUGCGUUUUGUUUUUCCGGAAGUCUAGCCCGUAUUUACCGUACUUGACACACAUGUACUUUGCUUUUUACAGACUCCAACUAGCUAGCUUUUAUCUAGUUGUACUUCCGUUUGUACCACCGCACUGUAAAGCCACGAACGAGUUGAACAUAUUAUACGCAUGCGGUACACAGAACUCACCGCAGCCUAGUGGUACCCCCCAACGUAGCAAUGCGGACUGCUCCAUUGACAAUGAAUUACUUCUGCCGGAACUCAGUGGGCAUGAGGCGUAAGAUGCAUUACUAUCUGCAUUCACAACAUUUUCUGUAUAUCCUUGCCUACGGUUCAGGCUUAUUUCAAUGCCCCGAUGCUGGACAUAUAAACUGUUUCUGCAUGAUGCAGCAGUUUUUGAGAUGGCCAGACUUAAUUAUUUCUGAUAUUUACAUUCAGUGUUCACUCAAGUUGAAAUUGGUAGUUUUGCACUAGAUGGCAUUGUCAAAUUGACACAUUUAGCAGUUAUGGUAAGUACCACUGCUCUUUAUGGUCUCCCUUUGUACAGUCACUGUCAUAAUAGUAAUCCUAUUACAAUCUCUAAUAGUAUGUCAAGAAAUGUCCAUUAUUUUAACUCAAUAAAUUUAAUUGUAACUCUUUUCUCAUAAAUUGUAUUUACAAAUAAUGA
This is a messenger RNA of Salvelinus fontinalis (brook trout), 3683 nucleotides long. Its product is annotated as zinc finger FYVE domain-containing protein 21-like. NCBI's taxonomy places the organism in Eukaryota, Metazoa, Chordata, Actinopteri, Salmoniformes, Salmonidae. Bases 103 to 837 code for a protein of 244 amino acids. Gene Ontology annotation, molecular function: metal ion binding. The transcript is spliced from 8 exons. The record is from RefSeq and is a predicted model, not a curated record.